This is a messenger RNA of Pochonia chlamydosporia 170, 396 nucleotides long. RefSeq lists its product as hypothetical. The coding region runs from base 1 to 396 and encodes 131 amino acids. The record is from RefSeq and is a predicted model, not a curated record. NCBI's taxonomy places the organism in Eukaryota, Fungi, Ascomycota, Sordariomycetes, Hypocreales, Clavicipitaceae. The transcript has a single exon.
AUGUUUGGUUCUCCUCUCUUUACAUGGUUUUGGAACGCAUUCGGUAUACUGCAUCACACGGCACGGCACGGUAUGGCACACAUUGGCACACAUUGGCAACUCGAUAGGCAGAGCACUAGGGAACAUCACGAUACCCCGGAGUGGAAACCAAAGUUGACCCCCCUCGCGAUCUCGUCACUCCACUCCCAGUUUGAUUUUGGCUUCGGAUUUAUCUACAUCGGUUUUUCUUAUGUCAAUCUGGCAUUACCCUUUUCUGCAUUUUUCUCGUCUCUUUUUAUUUUUUGGCUGGAGACAGAGCCCCCAAAGUCAAGUUUGGGGUUUGGACAUUCUUUUCUAUUUUUAUGGGGUAGGCUGUAUGUUUCAGGAUAUUGCAUGUCUGGCGUUUAUCUUCCAUGA